UAAAGCCCUACCAUGAAAGUCAAAGUAAUUCUCAGUGCGUUGCUGUUGCUCGCCCUUUCGACAGGAUAUGGCGAAGCCAACAACAUCAGAACUUGCCACAGUUGCCGAGGCAUCAACUGCCAGCGAACGGAACUGAAUCAGGAGCAAAAGUGCGUGGACUCCCUGGACUACUGCGUGGCCAUCUAUGAUAAAUCAGCUAAGGUUCUCUACAAAGGCUGCUCCCUUGAGAUUCCUUCAGAGCUGCGCAAACGAUGUGACUCAUCGAACGAUGGCUCCUGCUUUAAGUGCAACACGGAUCGCUGCAACAAUGUGGGUUCCGCGAAAUAUGCCUGUGUGCAGUGUAAUUCUAGCGAGGACACCAACUGCGCUGAGAACGCGACCUCGCUGAAGCCGGCGGUUUGCACAGCUCCAACGGCUUCCAAUUCAUAUUGUUUCGUGAAAGCCUCCGCUUCUGGCAGCAAAAUUGAGCGAGGCUGUGCAACAACUGUGAUUGAUCAGCAGAGCUGCCUCAAGGAUGCCAACUGCCUGCUGUGCUCGUCUGGAGAUGUCCGCGGCUGCAACAGCGUCAAUAUUGUAGUUGAUUCGAAUGCUGGAAAAAGUUUUAUUCGCUUUCUGCGAUAGUUUUAAGGCUGGAGUUCACUCAAUAACUUCUAUGUUCCUGACCACAAAACAAUAAACACUUCACAAGCUAUUAAGAUGAAAUAAAAAACGAAA
Molecule: messenger RNA, 714 nt
Organism: Drosophila novamexicana
Lineage: Eukaryota; Metazoa; Arthropoda; Insecta; Diptera; Drosophilidae
Exons: 3
Coding region: 13-621 (202 amino acids)
Source: RefSeq, a predicted model, not a curated record